Seminavis robusta is the source of this 918-nucleotide messenger RNA. The record is from the annotation of a GenBank genome assembly. NCBI's taxonomy places the organism in Eukaryota, Bacillariophyta, Bacillariophyceae, Naviculales, Naviculaceae.
AUGACCAUUGAAAAGUUCUUUGCGGAAAAGUUUCAAAAGGGCGGUGCCCUCUGGAGUAUCAAAGAAUGUCAUGAAGUCUUUGAAGCUCAUCCCGAGCUCAAGGAGGAUUUCCAGUUUGAAGACGUCUACAUGGGUCCUACCGAUAUUCCUCGCGCGCACUACUUUUGGAUUGGCAAUGCCGACAGUUCGAUUGGCCUGCACGCCGAUAUGGUGAUUUACAGUUGCAUGCUGCAGAUUCACGGACGCAAGCACUGGAAGUUCUACCCACCGGCGGACAAGGAGUUUCUUUACAUGGAAACCAAGGGAGCCAUUGAUGGAGGCAUGUAUUCGCCUCUGGAUGUCUUUUCCACUGUGGAUCUUACCGAAUACCCCCUCUUUGCCAAGGCCACCGAGUUUAAUCUCAUUCUCCAACCAGGGGAUAUCCUCUAUGUACCCAAUGGAUGGUGGCAUGCCGUCUAUUCCAUGGAUGCCACCAUGAGUGUCAACUAUGUUGCCGAACGAUGCAACAACAUUAGCACCGGAUUCUUGUCGGCCUGGUGGAUCAAUGAUUAUCUGGAGGGAUCCCGUCUCCUUCUUCUCUAUCUCCUUCGUCAAAUGCUCACAUUCAUCACAUACAUUUUGCCCGUUGGAUCAUCAUCCAAUGCCAAGAAGACCGAAACCUUGUUGGAUAACGACACCGGUGCGGUAUGGACUCCCAAGAGUGAUGAAAUGGAAGCCAAGGGAAAGUAAUCCACCAGACAAGCAAACGACAAUCUCAACCAUUACAUUGCGAUGUACCAACCAGCAUGCCAACAUGCUGCUGCCGGAUCAAGCAAUCAAGCACACACACACCACCCAAGCCUCAUCAGAGUAUUCUAUGUGUGCUGCAUUCUUUUAACUAUUAGCACGAUAAACAAUAACAACAUUCUGUAUCCACUC